AUGUCUGAAAAUUCCAGUGACAGUGAUUCAUCUUGUGGUUGGACUGUCAUCAAUCAUGAGGGGUCUGAUAUAGAGAUGGUGAAUUCGGAACAUGGUGCAGCCAGUGACAGCCGGGAGCUCACUCCAGAGUGUGUAUCUGUGGAGCAAGAGAAAGUACAAGAAUUCCAGUUAGAGCUGGGAGAAAGCAGCCAGACUUCCACACUGGUGAUUGGAAAAACUGUGUAUGCUGCUAUGGAAGAAACCAAGUCUGUACGUGCGGCAGAGGAGGAAAAGUCACCUGAAGACACUGCCUAUUUUGGAACUGUUAGUGACGAUUCUGAUAUUGUUACCCUUGAGCCACCGAAGUUAGAAGAAAUUGGAACUCAAGAAGAAGCUGUAAUUGUUGAAGAAGCACAGAGCCCAGAAGACUUUAACAUGGGUUCUUCCUCUAGCAGCCAGUAUACAUUCUGUCCACCAGAAAUAGUAUUUUCAUCACAACCUAGUGACGAUGAAUCAAGUAGUGAUGAAGCCAGUCAUCAACCCAAUCCUGCUUUUAGACGCCGCCGUUCUAGGAAGAAGACUGUUUCUAGUUCAGAGUCUGAAGAGCGGAUGCCAGCUGAACAAGAAACUGAACCUUCCAAGGAGAACUUGCCUAAGCGCCAAUUCAGUAGUGGUCUUAAUAAAUGUGUUAUACUUGCUUUGGUGAUUGCAGUCAGCAUGGGAUUUGGACAUUUCUAUGGCACAAUUCAGGUUCAGAAGCAUCAACAGUUGGUCAGAAAGAUCCAUGAAGAUGAAUUGAAUGAUAUGAAGGACUAUCUUUCUCAAUGCCAACAGGAACAAGAGUCUUCUGUAGACUAUAAGUCACUGAAGGAGAACCUUGCAAGGUGUUGGACCCUUACAAAAGCAGAAAAAAUGUCUUUUGAAACUCAGAAAAAGGACCUUGCUACAGAAAAUCAAUAUUUAAGAAUGACUCUGGAGAAAGAAGAAAAAGCUUUGUGCUCAUUACAGGAAGAGUUAAGGAAACUAAGAGAACAGAUUAGGAUAUUGGAAAAUAAAGGGACAAGUACUGAAUUGGUUACAGAAAAUCAGAAACUUAGGCAGCAUUUGGAAGAGGAAAAGAAGAAGACAUACAGCUUUUUUAAUCAAAGGGAGACUUUACUGGCAGAAGCAAAGAUGCUGAAGAGGGAACUGGACAGAGAACGACUAUUAACCAUUGCUUUAAAGGUGGAGCUCCAGCAGUUAAGCACUAGUCAGUCAUAUAGCAAUCCAGACUCUCCCAGUGUAUUGGCUGAAAAACAGGAAAUUGAAACCUUACGGGGAAGACUUACAGAACUAGAGCAGAAGCUAAACUUUGAACAGCAGCGUUCUGAUUUGUGGGAAAGACUGUAUGUUGAGGCAAAAGAUCAAAAUGGAAAACAAGAAACUGAUGGAAAAAAGAAAGGGGGCAGAGGAAACCACAGAGCUAAAAAUAAGUCAAAAGAAACAUUUUUGGGUUCAGUUAAGGAAACAUUUGAUGCGAUGAAGAAUUCAACCAAGGAGUUUGUGAGGCAUCAUAAAGAAAAAAUUAAACAGGCCAAAGAAGCUGUGAAGGAAAAUCUGAAAAAAUUCUCAGAUUCUGUUAAAUCUACUUUCAGACACUUCAAAGAUACCACCAAAAAUAUCUUUGAUGAAAAAGGGAAUAAAAGAUUUGGAGCUACAAAAGAAGAAGCAGCUAAGAAAUCAAGAACAGUUUAUCAUGGCUAUAUACACCCACAAUAUAAGGCAACUACACAAAACCAGGAUAGUAGAGGCCCUACUGUGCAGAGAGAGGGAAGGAAGAAGCCAAUUCACUCUGAAGGAUUUGAAACAAACACAAAUGCACAGAAAUGCAGUGCAGCACGUGACUGUAAUGGACAUUAUCGUUCUUUGAGAAAGGGUUGUUCGGAUGUAAUUGACUGUGCUCGACAGGAAUCCAUUAGCCUGUUUAAUGUAGUGUUGAAUCCUGUAAGGAUAGAUGAAUUUAGACAGUUAAUAUUAAGCUACUUACUAGAAGAACUGGAUGGUUUCCAUCAUUGGAAAGAACUGGAUCAAUUCAUCAAUAAGUUUUUCCUAAACGGUGUCUUCAUACACGAUCAGAAGCUCUUCGUUGACUUUGUCAAUGAUGUUAAAGACUAUCUUAAAGCCAUGAAGGAAUAUCAAGUAAAUAAUGAUGGAGUGUUUGAGAAUUUGGAUGGAUAUAUAUAUAGACACUUCCUUGGUGACACUUUUUCCCCUCCAUAUGGACCCAGUCGACCUGAUAAAAAGCAACGUAUGGUAAAUAUUGAAAACUCCAGGCAUCGAAAACAAGAGCAGAAGCCCCCUCAGCCACAGCCUAAUAAAAGGGAAGGUAAAUGGCAUAAAUAUGGUCGCACUAAUGGAAGACAUAUGGCAAAUCUGGAGAUAGAAUUGGGGCAGUUACCUUUUGAUCCUAAAUAUUGA
Chrysochloris asiatica (Cape golden mole) is the source of this 2436-nucleotide messenger RNA. RefSeq names its product cell cycle progression 1 (gene CCPG1). The record is from RefSeq and is a predicted model, not a curated record. The transcript is spliced from 8 exons. Gene Ontology annotation, cellular component: membrane. Lineage: Eukaryota; Metazoa; Chordata; Mammalia; Afrosoricida; Chrysochloridae. Bases 1 to 2436 code for a protein of 811 amino acids.